AUGGGUCUAAUUAAAUUCGACAAAACAACGGCAAGACAGAUAAAUAAAUGUCACAUACAUCGAAGAUCAGGAAGACAAGACACAAUGCAGAACAUCACGGUGAAGUUCAAAGAUGACCCGGUAUGUAAAUCUAAGGAGAAGGUAGGGUUCCUGCUAAAAGUAGCCAUCUCACAAACAAUAAUAUAUGUCGAUGUGAUGUCAAUAAUAAAAGUAAAAAGGUUGAAAGAGAAGGCUACCAGGAGAAACUCGGGGUCGGCAUUACGCAUCUGGAUCGAUCGUAUGCAAAGACGAAUGCCUGCCUUCCACCUUUCCAUACUCUUUCGCAAGCUUAACUGA
Molecule: messenger RNA, 336 nt
Organism: Loa loa (African eye worm)
Lineage: Eukaryota; Metazoa; Nematoda; Chromadorea; Rhabditida; Onchocercidae
Exons: 2
Coding region: 1-336 (111 amino acids)
Source: RefSeq, a predicted model, not a curated record